This is a messenger RNA of Nanorana parkeri, 638 nucleotides long. RefSeq names its product nucleolar protein 12 (gene NOL12). NCBI's taxonomy places the organism in Eukaryota, Metazoa, Chordata, Amphibia, Anura, Dicroglossidae. The record is from RefSeq and is a predicted model, not a curated record. Gene Ontology annotation, molecular function: RNA binding. Gene Ontology annotation, cellular component: nucleolus. The coding region runs from base 4 to 621 and encodes 205 amino acids. The transcript has 6 exons.
GUGAUGGGGAAAAAAAAACAUAAAGCUAGUCGACGGGAGCUGGUUUUUGAUGAGGAGAAAAGAAGAGAAUAUUUGACUGGUUUCCACAAAAGAAAAUUACAAAGAAGAAAAGCUGCUGUGGAAGAAAUCAAACUGAAAAUAAAAGAGGAGCAAAAGAGGAUGAAGGAAGAGAGGCACAAAGAAUACAUGAAGAUGCUUAAGGAAAGAGAAGAAGCUUUAGAGGAAAUUGAUGAAAUAGAGAGACUGGUGACUGCUAAAACGGAGUCUUUCCUGUAUGAUCACCCGAAUCACACUGUAACUGUGACAACCAUUAGUGAUCUGGACCUGUCUGGAGUCGGCCUUCUGCCCCCUGGCAGCAAAGAGGUAGAAUUUGAAGACAAUGACAAGAACCAGGAAGAAUCAUCGGUCAAACUCGCUCUGCCCAAGAAAGCUGGAGCCCCGAUUUUAUCAAAGAGAAUCUCCAGCCUCACAAAGACGCUGCAUGUUCGCAGUAAGUGUAAAUCUCGAAAACGCCCUUCUAGGACCAUGGAUGGCAAAAAGCAAUCAAUUAGACCACCUGGACGGACAAGCAAAGCUCAGCGAAGAAGACAGACUGGCAAAACAGGAAGGAACAGAGAAUAGAGAUUUCAAGACACAUA